AUGUUCCGCAUAGCAUCGCGGCGCACCAGCGCCUACACCUCCAAACUCGUCCAAGCACAACGCCAGUCCCUGACACGGACAAUAUACACCAACAAUGCCCGACCAACACCCCAAUUAAAGCCCACAAGCGGCAGUCGACUCACUCUCUCACAAAUUCCCCGACCACGACAUAUCACCUUCGCCCAGCGCGUGCGCCUACACUACCGUGAAGCGUCCAAGGGAAUCUUCCGCAAGAACCCCAUCCUCCUCCCACUCGCUAUCGUCGGAGUUGUUAGCGCAAUCGGAGCCUUCGUCUUCAUCACCUAUGUGGAAGUCACUCGUGUCGCACCCCAGUACCACAAAUUCCCCCCGCCGGUAGCCGAUGCGCUCCGCACCGCGGUGUACUACACCGAGAUCGAUCUGAACCCGCCUAAAGCACUACAAGGGUACAAGGAGGCGCUUCGGAUUGGUGUGGAACUGGGAAUGCAUCCUUUCUCAGAUGAGGUGCUUGGUAUUAAGCUCCAGGUUGCGAUGAUGCUGGAGAAGGCUGGUCUAGUGAAGCCGGCCAUUGAGGUGCUGGAGCGGACGAAGGAUGAGGCAUUGAACUGGGUGGAGCAGGGACAUAACACCGAGGCUGCUACGGUCGGCCCUGCCAAGCCUGAGGCUGUUCAGACACCCAAGUCGGCGCAGACUGCAGCGGAUAAUGUGCAGAUCAAUACCGACGCGGUGCAGGAUGCCGAGGAACAGUUGCGCGAGAUGCAGCAAUUUGAGGCGCGCCAGCGUGAUCGUGCGCUCAAGAAGGUUGUUGGCAUGCAGAUGAAGCUGGGUGAGCUGUAUGCUAGUGACCACAUUCAGGAUGAUAAGAAGGCCGAGGCUGCGCAGGUCGCUGCUGUGGAACUGUGUUUGAAGGAGAUGCACCGCCGCCAGAAGCUUGGUCUACCUGUUGGUGGUGGCGCCGAAGGAGCCGAAGAGUCGUGGUUGAAUAUGACUGAGAUUGCCACAGCGCUAGGCGAGCUCGCAUCUACUUACAGUGCUAAAGAGCGGCACGAGCUGGCUCUGCCUCUGUAUCUACGUGCGUUGGGUCUGAUCCGCGAGGCGGAGGGUGGGUCGCCAUCCUGCAAGCAGGUCGGCCUGCUGAACAAUGUUGCUAGUGCCAUGGUAGGCCAAGUACAGCAACCCGCACGAAGCCAACUGAAAUCAGGCACGGCGGAGCAAAAUGUUGAGGCAGCCCGGCAGUGGGCUCAGAAGGCUCUUGAUAUGGCUGCGCUAAUCCAGCCACCUGCUCGCGACGAGGAGUGCGAUGUAAGCUGUGUUGCUGCGACAUACAACCUGGGUGAGCUGGCAGAACUCCAGAAGAAACCAGAUGUGGCUCUGAAGCGAUACUCGGAGGCCAAGUCACUAGCAAAGGGACUUGGGUUUGAAGAGGGUAUCGCCAUGGCGGACGAGGCCUUAAAGAGACUUGCCAAGAAAUAA
Molecule: messenger RNA, 1452 nt
Organism: Penicillium pulvis
Lineage: Eukaryota; Fungi; Ascomycota; Eurotiomycetes; Eurotiales; Aspergillaceae
Product: TPR domain protein
Exons: 1
Coding region: 1-1452 (483 amino acids)
Biological process (GO): protein quality control for misfolded or incompletely synthesized proteins
Cellular component (GO): i-AAA complex
Molecular function (GO): misfolded protein binding
Source: RefSeq, a predicted model, not a curated record